This is a messenger RNA of Sebastes umbrosus (honeycomb rockfish), 1893 nucleotides long. It is a transcript of the gene polr1h, whose product is annotated as RNA polymerase I subunit H. The record is from RefSeq and is a predicted model, not a curated record. Gene Ontology annotation, biological process: DNA-templated transcription; termination of RNA polymerase I transcription. Bases 347 to 703 code for a protein of 118 amino acids. Lineage: Eukaryota; Metazoa; Chordata; Actinopteri; Perciformes; Sebastidae. Gene Ontology annotation, cellular component: RNA polymerase I complex. The transcript is spliced from 5 exons. Gene Ontology annotation, molecular function: DNA-directed RNA polymerase activity; zinc ion binding; nucleic acid binding.
UACAUCAGCUAUGACGCGUCAUCAGAAUGCGUCAGUAGGAGUAGAAAGACCCGCAGUGUUUAACCAUCAACCGUCCACAUGUUAAACUGCCUGAGAGACAGAGACAGAGACAGAGACAGAGAGAGACAGAGACAGACACAGAGACAGAGACAGAGACAGAGAGAGACAGAGACAGAGACAGAGACACAGAGAGACAGAGACAGAGACAGAGACACAGAGAGACAGAGACAGAGACACAGAGAGACACAGAGACAGAGAGAGACAGAGACAGACUUAAACUCACAACAGAGAGAGGCUGAGAUCUGUCCGCUGAGGAGAGGAUUGUUUGUGUUUACACAUCAACCCGAUGUCGUGUUUCGGGGGCGACACCAACUUCUGCCCCGAAUGUGGGAAUGUUCUUCCUCUUCCAGGAAUCCUGGACACCGUCCGCUGUCCUCGCUGCUCCUUCUGCAUCCCUGUAGCAGAGUUCUCAGGCCAUAAGAUCUGCUCUACGGUCGUGUUCAACCCCGCGGAGCAGUCGUCGGUGGCUCUGGAGGACGAGGAGAACUCUGAGCUGAAGGGAGCUGUGAUCGACAGACGCUGCUCUCGCUGCAACAAAGAGGGGAUGGUUUACCACACCAGGCAGAUGAGAUCUGCAGAUGAAGGACAGACCGUCUUCUUCACCUGUAUACACUGCAGGUAUCAAGAGAAGGAGGACUCGUGAGACCCCCCCUCUCCUCUCCUCUCCAUGCUUCUGCUCUCAUCAUGUCCACCAGCGUUGGUUUCAGAUAGUCGGAUGCUUUCAACCAACAAACGAGGCUGAAGCAUUGCAGAGCAUCUCAGUUACUGGUUUUGAAUUAUCAGCAUUCACACUUUGAAUAAAGUUUGACAUGCAAACUGUAGUCCUCUCAGUGUUCAUGGGACAAACUGCAGCUCAGCUGACACAGAUGAUCUUCUAAUGAUGACUGCUGCAGAAACAGCUUGUAAGAGGACCGUAGGUUAAGAUUUGUCUUGUUGAACUACAGUUUCCAAGGUCAAGAAUGAAUUUUGAUGCUGAACAACCAUCUUGGGGCAAGUCUGUGUCCACCCAGUUAGUAUCCAGUAUUCUCUCUUACAGCUCUGGGUUUGGGAAAUAUCUGUCUCUUUAGCUGCUGGAUGCUCCUCUAUGUUCACCAGCUGGUCUUUAACUGGGUCUCUCUGCUGCUGAGCAGCUGCUGCACACCGGCGUUAUCAGAGAUGUUUGUCUGGAGAUGUAGAAGGUGAGAGCUGAGUUUUGGAUCCAGUAAACCGAAACGGGAUCUUUGACGCCCCCCCCCAGUGGCACACAGUAAUGUAAUCUGCUAAACGUUGCCACUGAUUCAUAUAAAAGACGGUGUAUCAACAUGUGUUUGAUGUGGAGUAUGGUAAAUAGAUAAAUGUAAUCACAUUUGUUUGAAGGGUUUCAAUAUUACAAUUUCUCUGUAGUAUCACCUGGAACUUCCUCCUAAAACUAGAAGUAUUUCCUGAAUAAAAUGUGUCUGAUGAACGUGCACAUUGAUGCUGAUGCUUGAUUUUAUGAAAGCUAAUUGGCCUUAAUGUAUUUACUGAAUUAAAUAGUUCUAUUUAGUGUGUCACAGCCGUUCCAGCGAGCCAGCUUGCACAGUACCAGGGAGCUGGCCCACCUCCGUGGAUCAGGGCCAUAAUGUUAUUAAUUACACCUGUGAUCACCCUGCAGUGACAUGUCAGAAUGGCUGCUGUGAAAAGGGCAUAUUUGAAUGUGUACAAGUGCUGAGUUCUAAAUAUCAUGAGACUAAUGGGCCUCCAUAGACUUUAAUGCAUUGUAUAAUUAAUAAUAUUUCAUAGACAACAUGAUGUGGCUGAAAGCUCUAGAAAAUGUCCAGUAAAUGACCUGCUGAUAAAAAGGUUUGAACUAAU